Messenger RNA from Wasmannia auropunctata (little fire ant), 5667 nucleotides. RefSeq names its product VWFA and cache domain-containing protein 1. The transcript is spliced from 9 exons. Gene Ontology annotation, molecular function: voltage-gated calcium channel activity. Lineage: Eukaryota; Metazoa; Arthropoda; Insecta; Hymenoptera; Formicidae. Gene Ontology annotation, cellular component: voltage-gated calcium channel complex. The coding region runs from base 1 to 3516 and encodes 1171 amino acids. The record is from RefSeq and is a predicted model, not a curated record.
AUGGCUGCAAACAGCAGGAUCUUGUGCGUGGGCACGGCGUUGGCACUGGCGUGUCUCUGCGUGGCCGCCGCCGACGACGGCGGCGGCGUCGCCGCCAGGUGCCAGUUCGGCAAGCCGAUGCGCAAACAGGUGCCGGCCGAGCCGCUGAACGGCAUGUGCCUGCGCGACGUCGCGACGCACCUGUCGAGGACGCUGCGAUCCGUCGCCGACGAGGAGCUCGGCGCCUCCUCGUUCCAGGCGAUGAUCAACGAGAUGGAAUUCACGAAUGUCUCCGGCAACCUGGACGCAAAACUGAGUGCCUUGGUCGAGAAGCUCGACGGCAAGCUGACGUCGCACGUCGACGUUUUCAAGCAGGUCCACGAAGUCAUACGCCACACACUGGCACGCAACUCGCUCCCCACUAUUUAUUCUAGUCAAUUAGCCGAUUACGAUAUGAUGGAGAUGAACAGAGCUUCAGAUAUAUGCACCGAUGUCACGAAAGAACUUACGAGGCAGUUGCAAGGUCAAGAGUGGAAAAGCAUGCACAUACUGCCGAUAAACGAACCAGAUACAAUGUGUGGACCACCCACGUUGGCUUACAACGUCGGAUCGCUUUUGUUAUCCCAGUACUGUCCUGAAAAGAAUGUCAUUUUACUUUUGGAACAUGGCAGAUUCAUGUCCGAAUCCGAGCUAGCUUUGGUUCAAAUGACAGCCAAAACUAUUAUAGAUAUGCUUUCUGAAGCGGAUAACGUUACUAUUGUGGGCCUUGCUAAUACUGCACCCCAGCUCUGCAGAGAUAGCUUGUUAAAGGCGACAGAUAUUAACAAGUUUCAAUUAACCCGUUACAUCGACAGUUUAACUAGAACAGAUUCGAAUGAAAUGACAAAGAUUGAUUUUAAAAAACUAACACAAAAUCUAAGGGGUGAAGUGCUUAUUAUGCAUUUAACUAAUAAAUUACUAGAAAAUGCAUCAAAUGUGCAAAGAAUUUUUGAAGUAAUUUCGGGAAAGGUUAAAGCUUAUCUCAAAACUAUUAUUGUUACAGACCAUCAAGCAUCCACUAUUAUUAGGAGACUAAGCAAUGACAGUAUCAUAAUUUUUCCAAUGCAAAAUGUUCUUGGAUAUGAGAUAGGAAAUCUAUUUUCUUGCUUGCAAUGCCCUGAUUAUCCUAAGAAAGAUUUUUAUGUAUCAGACCCGUAUAUUGAACCAUAUAGCAAGACAAUGGCAAUAUCUAUCGGGCAAAUAACAGAGACUGCGUUGUUAUCCUUGGAUAUAAAGCUGCGUGAUUUCCUCGAUGAUAUAACGUACUUUAACGUUGGUCCAAACGUACAUGCUAUAUUCUUCGAUAGCAAAGGAGUGGUUUGGAUGCACAAAAAUUUUCCCAGGGUCGAGACAAUGGUUGAGCUACCGCUUAAGGUGCAUUUGCAAGAUAUUGAAAAUAUAGACGGUGCGACAGUGACGAGAAUGAUAAAUGAGAUCGAAGGGACCAUGGAUGUGAAAACCAAGUUAGGCGAGCAGAAGCGAUAUAGAUGGAAACACUUGAUUUACGAUGAUUUGAUAAUAUGCCUGGUAUCGACGGCCGAGGAGGGAAUAUUGCCCGUCGCGAGGAUCACUCCUCCGCUACCAGCGAAUAUAUUGCAUCAUCGCCUCGAUCUAAUGCUUCAAACUGUCGUUGAUAAAGACAUGCUCUGCGUUUACAGAAACAAGAUUGUAACUUUAUCAACGGGCGUAAUUUAUUUAUCACCAUGGUGCUUUCAAUCUCCGAUGGAACAGCUGAAAUUACUGGAAGCGGGUUCAGCCGUGAACGUACAAAGCUACAUGGCGUACAUAAAGGAUGUGACGGGUCUUUUGACCAAUCCCGGCUUACAUCCAUCCGUAAAACCAGACGUGGCGACGCUGGCACAGGUUUUGGAACAUUUCAAAAAGCAGCACGCCGAGAGUCCGUUAAAUAAGUUUAUAAUAAGAAGAUACGUCGUCAGUACGGUCAGCGGCGUAUUAGAAAUAUUUCCAGGAAUGGUACUGGAUUCAGGUUUCGAUCCCAAGAGACGAAUGUGGUACGGGAAAACGCUGGAGCAGCCUGACAGGAUAAUCCUAACUCCGCCUUACUUAGACGCGGGCGGAUCAGGCUAUGUGGUCACUCUGAGUCAAACUGUCAAGUACCCUACGGGGAUUAACGGAAAUUAUGCAAUCGCCGUUCUGUCCAUGGACGUCACAAUGGGUUACAUUAUGAGAAUAUUGCUGGAGAUGUUUCCAUUCUGUCACGACGCGACGGUAAAGUGCUUCCUGAUGGACGACAAGGGCUACUUGGUGUCGCAUCCGAAGCUGUUGGAAGCGACAGGCAAGAUCGAGCAGCAGCAUUUGACGCACAAGGAGCUCUUGGUGGCCAACGACAUAUUGAAUCACGGCUCGUUCGUGAAGAAGAAAUCGUGCGCCAGUUACUUGGACGGCACCGUGCAGAGGUACUAUCAGUUCAACACGUCGCUCGACGAGGUGCUCACUAACAUAGCACACGGCGAGCACUGUGUUAGAUACCAGGUGGCUGCCGUACCGGGUACCAAUGUAUUCCUUGGCGUUGUCAACAUGACGACUCAGUGUAACUUGCUCAGAGCCUUCUGUCCGUGCAGCACGAUGGAUCACUCGUGCCUGAAUUGCAAAAGUAUGGAGCAAACUGGUUGCGAGUGCCCUUGCGAAUGCUCCUUGUACGCUUUCGGCUGUACGCAACAAAGUCUCGACGUUUUGGAUCCUUGUCCGCCCAUAUACGAGCAAGGCUCGAGUUUACAGGCUCCGUGGAUAGAGCCGAUGAAUUUGAAGGCAUGCCCGUCCGCCAAUUGCAAAUCGUAUACAACGGAGAGAGACUGUUUGGGUGUCGCGGAUUGUCAGUGGUGUCACGUCGACACCGACGGAGAGACGCCUUUGCAACAACCGUUUUGCUCCGACAUGUCCGUGUGUUUUAAGGGAAUCUUCGGAUCUCUGAUACCUUACAGCGACGGCUCUUACAAUUCGCAAUCGACGGACGAGAUCGCGGCACGAGAGUGGCCGUCGGUCGGGCCGGUAGCUGGUGGAAUUCUCGCGCUGUUCCUGAUUCUAGGCGUCAUUCUGUUCUGCUACAGGCUCCGAUCGGUGAACUCGGGUGAACUGGAGCAUCAGUGCUUGCAUCUCCACACCUCGCCCGACACGCUGCGCAUGACGCAUAUCGAGGGCGAUCCGGAGCCCGCGGAACUGGACCAGAUCAAGAGCAACUUGGAUUGCCUCGUGAGAGACAGCGUCGCACCUAUAUCGCCGUACAAAGUUUCCACCAACUACAGACGGCCACCCGGUGGGGACAGUGAUCACGGGUACAGCACGAUGACGCCUCACGACGAUUCCGAGCAGCAGACCUUCGCAUCCGAGCCCCUGUUAGCCGUAGAAACUAGCAUCGAGUCGGAUCUGACUAAGCAAUCCGGCGUCGAGAUGCCUUCCCCCACGACAUAUUUGGGAUCGCCACAUCAUGUUUUAGCGCCUGUGACCGUCCAUCGCGAUAUGGAAACGAAUUACUGCUGACCGACUUCACUGCCAUUUACUUAAAAAGAUAAGACAAACGUAAUUUCCUCGAAAGAUUGCCGUAAGAAAUCAUCACGAUUGCUAUUUUCUUCGCAGAUAUCUCAGGACAUAAAGAAUUAAACGGUAAGUAAACCAUUUAAUGCACGUGAUGAUUUAUUUUAUUUGCGAUUUUCGAUGCGAAAGACACUGUUGUAUUACCACAAGACUGUUCAUAUUAUUAUUAUUAUCAUCGAGAGACAAAAAGCAUAAAUCUUUUAUUAUGCUUGAAAACAUACGCAACUUCUACAAACUGUAUGUCAAUACUAAGGCCUUCCACACAAGUGCUAAAGAACGUUUGACAGAGUAUUAAAAGUCUUCUAAAAAAAAAAGUUCUAAAAACGAUAUGCCAGUUUUAUAUACGAAAUAAUUUAAACGGCUGCUAUAUUCAGCGAGAAACUUAAAGUACGAUUUUACAAGUAGAUAAAAUAGUAGCGAAUUACCUGUGUAAUUCGGAUUGUAUAGAUCGAGCGAUCUAGAAAUGUAAAAGUAUCGAAGUAUAUUAUUUUAGACGAGCAAUAUUACGACUUGCCAAGUAAUAUCUUUAUGUGACAAAGUUAGACAUUUUAGUGUAUUCGGAUAGGUGCUAUAUAUUCGUAAUUACAUAGGAUGUAACAUAAGAGGUGAGAACCUCAUCUCGAAAGCAAUUGACAUAUUAUGCUACAUCUUGUGUUUAAAUCAAGAGAUUUAAAUUUUAUAGUUGUUAUUAUUAAGAAAACUAAUGAUAUAUGAAAUAUUUAUGCUAGUAAUGGCAACUUCCUGUUUGGACAAGUGAAUUUUAACUUAUUGUCUGAAAUACUGCCAUCACCGGUCCGCGGUUGAAUCAUAUAAGGUAAAGAUUCUAUUAAUGGUUGAUAACAUAAGAGACAAAGACAUUGAAAAAUUUAUUUUUUGUUUUUUGAAAUCUUUUUAUGGUAUAAGACUGCCGGCAGUUUAUAUAUGUUAUAACUCCAUGACUUAUUCUUAGAAAUGUCGAAACAUCAGUUUUCUUUUCUUUUUUUUUUUUUAAUAGAUCUAUACAGCGUACUUAUCAUGAUUUUACAUAAAUAACAGUGCCAAAACGAUGAAACUUAAUAAAUUGUGCAAAAUAAUUUUAGAAAGCUGUACAUACAGAACCUAUAGUGUACGAUUUUUAUUGUUACUUUCUACUAUAUCUACAUUCUGUAUUUCUUAUAUGUGAAUAGUUUUAAGUAUUUUUCUUACAAUAACCGUAAUUUUAUCAAUGCAAAAAAGUCAUCGCAACGAAAAUAUUGAAAUCGGAAAAGUAAGAGGAAUCUGGAAUAAUAUGUCAAUGAGAGAGUAUGUAAUUUUCCAUAUUCCAUUGUCCUUAUCGAUACGAGACCAUCGAUAUAAAAUCUAAACGUAAUGUUUAAAUGUUUCUUUAAACAUUCGUGUAUUUUUAUACGGAAACAUUGUUAGAAGGUAAAUUAUGCGGUCGCGAUGUGAGAACAAAAGUUACAUUAUUGUAAUGGUUAUAGCUAUAGUACAAGCUUUUUUAUGAAAGUAUUAUUUAAAAGUUUUUUUUUACGAUUAACGUAUUUUAUUGACAUAAUACAGUACACUUUCGUUUAUGCGCGUUUCGCGCGGUACGUACAUUUUAACAAACUAACAUGAUCGUAAUAGACUUCUUUUCAUUUCUACAUUUUUUUUUCAGUUAAAAAGAUAGCGGCAAAAUAUAGAAAAUAUUAGGAUGUAAUUUAUAUCAGGCCUGUACAACUGGCCGAUCCGUCGAGCAACUCGGCUCACAACUCAAUCAAAUUAAUACUCUUUAACACACUUGCUGCCACGUGCGUCGUACGCGACGCUUCUAUUUUAGAGACAAGUGCGUUGUCUGUAUUCAGCGAGUUGUGCAGGCUUGAAUUACGCCGACAGUGGCGAUGACGACUUACGCGAGACACGCGUACACACCAUCCUGACUCUGGUACUUAUAAAAAAAGAAAACUAACGUCCACCGAUGUACUGUUCGCUCUAAGAAUGCAGCGUGAAAUAGCCGUUUUAUAUCGAUCUUUUUUUUUUCUCUCACGACGUGUACUUAGUAUAAAAAUCAUGCCGAGCGAGAUUUUAUACAUUGUACCAGUAUUUUUUACUUAUUAAAGUCUGCAUUUUACUAUUAAA